This is a messenger RNA of Trypanosoma rangeli, 717 nucleotides long. RefSeq lists its product as uncharacterized. The record is from RefSeq and is a predicted model, not a curated record. NCBI's taxonomy places the organism in Eukaryota, Euglenozoa, Kinetoplastea, Trypanosomatida, Trypanosomatidae. The transcript has a single exon. The coding region runs from base 1 to 717 and encodes 238 amino acids.
AUGGAGGAUGCAAUGGACGAAGAACGGGAUGUGGAGGAUGCAUCAGUGGACGCCAUGCCACUUCCACAGUUUAUGUUGGGGGAAGGGUGGCGGGAGAGCCCAAGUGGCACAGCGACGCUAGAAUUCACUACUGGUAAACAGCUUCUGCGCAGUCGCGAGGGGUUGCAGGCACAUGAGGCAUUAGUGCAAAAGGUCCUCAACGCUUUGGGUGAACCUCACGGCGAGAGGCAUUUGCCUCGCUCUGACCCGUUGCACUGGAAUACAGAAGAGGUUAUUUUGUGGAUCACAAAAAUGGAGGCCACAUGGUUUUCUAUCAUGUCUGCCAAGGGUCUGGACAGCGGAGAAGCCACAAAGGCCGGGCUUGGAGAGGCAGCGUUAGCUGCGACUCCGCUUAUGGAGGAUCCGUCAAUGCGUGAGGCCUUCCGUAUGGCCUGUGCGGACGGACAGGUUCUCCUGCACCACACGGCACCGAGCACAGUGUUUCAGGUGAUGAGGCGGUGGUACCUAUGGCGACAAGAAAUUAGCCUGACAAUUCUAAAGGAACACCAAAAAAUGAAGAAAACCGUUGGUACUGGCAUGGAGGACACCAGUAGUGCCGCUUUCAGGGACGCUGUGGAGAGCGGCAGAGCAAAGCUGGAUGGGGCAGUUGCAAAAGUUACACCGCUCCUAAUACAGGAGACUAUUUCCAUUUCCCAGUGUUACCUGUAUUGUCACUGA